AUGAACUUACUUUACACAGAGGAUGCUUUUGACAAAUUUGUUGAAGCAACUCCUCCAGAAAUGCAACGUUCAGAUCUAGCACCUGCCAUUCUACAGCUGAAAGCUCUGGGCAUCGAUAAUGUCUUGCGAUUCAAUUUUCCCUCACCGCCACCAACGAAAAAUCUCCUGUGUGGCCUAGAACUGCUUUAUGCUUUGGGGGCCAUUGACAAUAAUGGAGAAUUGACAAGUCCGCUGGGAGCAACGAUGGCAGAAAUGCCAUUAGAUUCUGUCUAUGCCAAGUGUUUAAUAAUCUCAGGUACUAUGGAAUGCUCAGCGGAGAUAACAAUCAUCCUAGCUAUGCUUCAGGUGCAAAAUGUGUUUACAAUACCCGGAGGGGGUCAAGCAGCUCUGAAAGCACGAGUUGCACGUCGCAAGUUCGAAGCAGAGGAAGGGGAUCUGAUCACGUUGUUGAAUGUCUAUACGGCCUAUGAGUCCCAGAAAGUAACAAGCUGGUGUCACCAGAAUUUUCUCAAUCACAAAACGCUACGAAGAGCCACAGAAAUUCGUACCCAGAUGUGUAAGAUGCUUAAAAAGUUGAAUAUUCCACUUAUCUCUUGUCAACGUGACACCGAAAAGGUUCUGAGGUGCAUUACUGCCGGCCUUUUUCCCAACACUGCGUAUCUUCAUUACACUGGGGUGUACAGGACCGUUCGAGGUAGCAGGAAACUUCACAUUCACCCCAACAGCUGUUUGUACACUGUUCAACAGCCUCAAUGGUUGGUAUAG
Neodiprion fabricii is the source of this 765-nucleotide messenger RNA. Its product is annotated as probable ATP-dependent RNA helicase DHX35. Lineage: Eukaryota; Metazoa; Arthropoda; Insecta; Hymenoptera; Diprionidae. Gene Ontology annotation, cellular component: intracellular anatomical structure; catalytic step 2 spliceosome. The transcript is spliced from 4 exons. Bases 1 to 765 code for a protein of 254 amino acids. The record is from RefSeq and is a predicted model, not a curated record. Gene Ontology annotation, molecular function: RNA binding.